Molecule: messenger RNA, 2752 nt
Organism: Solanum tuberosum (potato)
Lineage: Eukaryota; Viridiplantae; Streptophyta; Magnoliopsida; Solanales; Solanaceae
Exons: 4
Coding region: 36-2468 (810 amino acids)
Source: RefSeq, a predicted model, not a curated record
AAGUGCAUACUCAAUUCUGCACAUUAGAGCCCCAAAUGGCGGCACCCCAAAUCGAUUUCAACAGUGAAAAUCAAGAACCAAAAUCAAAGAUUGUGUAUUUAAACUACAGGCGAAUGCCAGCAGCAAUCUUUCGGAAGAAGUAUUGGGAUUGGAAUAGCAUGGUGUCGGUAUGUAAACUUACAAUGGUUGGAAACUUCUUUAUACCUAAACCAAAGAUGACUAAAAUUCGUGUUAGUUUCCAGGCGAAACUCUCUCUUAAAGGGGUAGUGAAAAUUAGGUCUUAUGAUUCUUACCAUGUAUUUCUUGAUUUCACUGCUGAAGAGGAUUAUCAAUCUGUUUUGUUGAAAGAGAGGGUUGUUGUUGCUGGUGCAAUCAUGGAGGUUUUUCGGUGGACGCCCGAGUUUCAUGAUCAAUUUAGAGAAGCAUUUGGUGUUGUGGAGCUAGAUAAUACCAAAAGAGAUGAACAUAUUGGUGGUGGAAAUGAGUACGGGACAGAGGAGUCUGAUUCAGUAGAUUGUGUCCCAGAAGUAACUAAUUCUGAUUCUGAGGACAGAGUUGCAAGUCCUAUCAAGUGUGAAACCUCUAAAUUACCUUCUUCCGUGGGAAUUAGUUGCAGUGGGUUUAGUGGCCUUUCAUCUGCUCCAUACAGAAUUACUGGAAGAAUUCCUUCUGUUACAUAUGAAAAUUCAACGAUGUGUUCCACAGACUUGGUUCCUAUAAGGGGGACUUAUUUGAACCACAAUAAUCUAAAGUCAUAUAGCAGAGAGUGGAAUUAUGGAAGUAAGCCAACUAGUGAAGCAGCUGAUUUGGCUUGUGAAACACUUAGUCAGCCAUUAUAUGCUCUUUCAAUUGUCGAGCGCCAUGAGAAUCAGAAAUCAAGACCUCCAAUCAAAGUGCAACAUUCGACCUAUAUGGGAUACCCAACAGUAAACUUUCCAAGGAGCUAUGGUGAAAGCUUAGUAUCUGAUUAUAAGCUCACUUUGCUUGGGAAUUUCUCCUAUAAGAGGCCAAAAAUGAAAGAAAUUCGGGCUGAUUUCAAAGCACAGAACCCUUUGAAUGGCCAAGUAAAGAUUAGGAAUUGUUCUUCUCGGCAAGUAUUGAUUUUAUUCACCAAUGAAGAGGAUUACUACACUGUUUUGUACAAGAAAGCGUUCAUUGUUGCUGGUGCCCUCAUGCAGAUUUCCUGGUCGUCUCCAGAUUUCCACCAUGAAGUAAAACAGAAUAUUUAUCCUGAUUUCAGAUUAAGUGAUGCAAAAUCUGUUAAUUGGAAUACAGACCCCUCUAAGCUGCAUCCUUCUAUAAAUGGCCUUUCAGCCCCUGCUACAGAUGAAAAGCCCAUGUCACUACAAGUGCCUGCCGUGUCUCAAUGCUUGAGUGUUCCUUCAAUACGUCCACCAUUACCAUUAUUGGCUCAUUCAGUAAGUGUAGCUGGUCGAUUGUGUGCUGAUCGUUUAACAACUUCAGGUAUUUAUGUUCCUCAGUCUUAUCCGAAAGGAAUUUUGGGCAGUCCUAUUUUUGGAAGAAAUGAACAAGCGGGCCGUGGAAGCACCUUUCCCAGCCCUAGCCAAGCCCUGGAUCAGAGCAGUCUUGCUCAGCAGCAUAAUCAACUCAAUUCAUAUAAGGAACCAAAAAUGACUGUCAGGAUAGCACAAUCACAACCACCAUCAACAACCUCAGUAAGUGACACUACCAGCUCAAUUCGAUACCGAGAAUGUCUCAAGAAUCAUGCUGCAAGCAUGGGAGGACAUGCUCUCGAUGGAUGUGGAGAAUUCAUGCCUAGUGGAGAAGAAGGGACCCCAGGAGCCCUGAAAUGUGCAGCUUGUAAUUGCCACCAAAAUUUUCACAGGAAAGAGAUUGACGAUUACCAACAGAUGGAUGAUGUUGGGUCACAUUCUAGGUUCAGUCAACCGAGAAAUAAUAGCAGUAGUGGCAGUAUACAAAACCAAUCCCCGAUUUCUCUUCCUACACAGCAGCUGCAGCAGUAUCAUCAUGAUUACAGUAAUAGCUGUUCACCUAGAUCAUUGGUUGACUCUUUGCAGCCUUAUACUCAACCACCCUCGCCUACAUCUGGUUCUGUAUUUUCACAACAGGCCUGGGAAAGAAUAGAACCUAGUUCUAUUCGACCAAGCUAUUCAUAUGAAAUGGUGAAUCACAAUACCAUGCAGAAUGGAAAGCAACGGGAAUAUUCCUGGAGUGACAGCAGUAGUAAUACAUCACGAUCACGAGAUCAUCCUUCCAUACGAAAUGAAAAUUGGAACUUUGACAUGUUCAAGCCUUUAAACAACAGAACCCCUGAUCACAUUCCAUUGGAGUUUCCAGCCUACCCGUCUAGGUGCCAGCCCCAGACUGUAUUUGCUGAUGAAUUUCCACAUCUGGACAUCAUUAACAACUUGCUACAUGAAGAGCAUGGAACUGGACGGACUUUGAUGUCCAACUCAGGCUUUCAGAGGUUGAACAAUGGAUCAUAACACCAUCAGAAUGCGCAUUUCACUUAUCUGAGUGAUAUUGGUAUGCUUACUGGUCUAGGUCCCUCAGUAAGUUCUUGUAGGCAUCGCUCUGGUCUUUAGAUUUGCCGUGAUUUUGCACUUCUUUGUUACCUUUGCCAUCAUCCUUGAUAUGGGUUGGCAUUUCAUUAGAGCUGAAGUAUGUUAAUAACUCCUUUUUGUGCAAAUGUUAUUUAGAUGGCAAUACUAUUUUGUCAUUUUGAUUGGGAAGUGGUAAUGGUAAUACUAGUUUUUAUGCAUUUUAUUUA